Molecule: messenger RNA, 1251 nt
Organism: Plasmodium vivax (malaria parasite P. vivax)
Lineage: Eukaryota; Apicomplexa; Aconoidasida; Haemosporida; Plasmodiidae
Product: enhancer of rudimentary domain containing protein
Exons: 3
Coding region: 211-528 (105 amino acids)
Source: RefSeq, a predicted model, not a curated record
ACCAUUAAAGAGGGACAAAAAAGGAACAAAGAUAACAUACGAACGAAAAAAGAAACCCCCAAAAAAGGAAAAAUAGCGAAAAAACGAAAUUAUAGGAAAGCUACAAAGUUUUAAAACAGAAUAAGGAAAAGAAAAAAAAAAAAAAAAUUGAAGCAUCUCCCCUGGCAUAAUAGCUACAUUUUUUACGAUUAAAAAAAGAGAUAAAGGAAAAUGAGUGCCAUCUACAGUGAUGUUGUGCUCCUGGUUCAGUUUUCAAGGAAAAUAGAGAGUAGAACAUUCGUUGAAUACAAUUCGUUGAAGUUGGCCCUAAAUGGAAUUUGCCAAUUAUACGAACAGGCCAUAAAAGAGAAUGACCCCACUGUGCAAAGAAUAACCUAUAACAUGAACGAUUUGUUUUUGUACAUUGACAACAUACAGAAGAUGACUUUGAUGCUAUUCCAUCAACCCUCGUGGACGUACAAACCGCAUGACAAGAAAUGGAUAAAACAAAAGCUGGUUGAGCAUAUAAAGGAUCAAAUAGGGCAAUAAGAUAUGCCUCCAUGUGUGUGUAAAGAAGGGCGGAAGAUGGUUCACCUUGUGACGCGGCUAUUCUGCGGUUUCCCCGGUGUGCUGAACCCCCGCUCGAUGAUACACAUUUUGCUGUCACACCUCGAUUCGCCAAUCAAAACGGAGGAGGAAAAGAAAAAAAAGAAAAAGAAAUCCAACAGUUCAAACCAUUUUGGGACUCCCUGGUCGUUCCUUUGUUUAUAAUUUAUUGCCCAGUAAAUACCCUCUGUACUUUUCCAGAGCAUUUUUAUAGUCUUCAUCCAGUUUAUUCUUCAGUUGCUCUUUCCGUUCAUUUGUCUAUUCGGAAGGUGGAGCCCGGAGGAAAAGAAGGUGAUGACAUGAAAAUGGGAGGGGUGCAGGAGGGGGAGAGUGAAAAGAGGACAGAGAAAAGACGAAGCGGCGAAAUCGAGUUAAUGCAUUAUUUAUAUGAAACAUUUUCUGCAGUGCAUUUUGCCAAUGCGCAGUGAAACAUGCUUUAUUCAUCUGCCUUUUUUAUGCUGCAUUAAUCCCCCCCUUUUUUUUUUUUUUUAUCAUGCACUUGUGUGUAUGGGGCGCGCCUAUGUGUAUGUAUAAAUAUAUAUACACAUGUGUAUGUGACUUACGUUUUGCUCCUCCUUCCUCAGCAGUUUUUCCCUCUCCUACAAACAUUUUUUAAAUUUUAAAGAAAAUUUCAAAGUGAAGCAUUUUCAUUCGCGCGCGUAGGGU